Durusdinium trenchii is the source of this 1484-nucleotide messenger RNA. NCBI's taxonomy places the organism in Eukaryota, Dinophyceae, Suessiales, Symbiodiniaceae. The record is from the annotation of a GenBank genome assembly.
UCAGAACUUGGAAUCACGAAGCAACUCAAUGGGGGCAGAGCUUGUCCGCCGCGGCCCUUGCCCGUCGCGCCCCUGCCGGCUUGAUCCCGCAGCGCCUUUCUCCCCCCAUCUAUAUAGAUUGACAGCUUUGAGCCAUGUCCUCACUGAUCACGGCCGGGAUGUCUGAGAUGCGUGCCAUCUUCGGCAUGUCCUCCAGUAGCAGGGCAGGUCCUUCGCCAGCGCACGCGAGCGGCAGCACGAGCGGCAGCGGCAGCGCCGCUCGCGGCAGCGGCAGCGGCGGCAGCUCGGUGUGGAUUUCAAUCGAUCCGCGAUCUGGUGAGCUAAGUCGAUACCCAGAAGCAGCUGCCCGCAGGCUCGAGCAGGCGCACCGGAAUCAUGAGCGACAGGUGCGGCUCGGUGGUCUUGGCCUUGGCCCGAUCUACGAGACCUUGAUCGUGGACCUGGGGGGAAGUGGCGAGCGCCCUGUGCAGAAACGAGUGGGUGGUGGCAAGCGAGAUGUGCGAAGGGUUGAAACCCCUGCUGGAGCGUCAGAGGUUCGGGUCCAUGUUGUGCGAGAUCGUGGCUGGCGGAUUAGUGAUGAUCACGUGGCAGGUGUUACAGAGGAGCGGCUCUUCUCGCUGGAGGAUGCUCCCCUACCACCACCACCACCUCCGCCUCCGCCCGCGGAAUUUCUAAGUACAUUUCACGCACCCACUGCAGAGGAUCUGGAGGAGAGAGCUGCCAGCAUUGCCCAACAAGAUAUCCAAGGCUUGGUGGGGCUGUGGGAAUGGUGUCGCGAUGCGGAAACGCACAAUCCCGGUCGUCUGGCAGCAGAUCGAUGGGCUGUGUACAGUGCGGACGUAAACAACGAGAUCGAGCUAGCCUUUCGGAACGGUGCCAAGCACGCGGAGAUUGCGGUGGGAAUUCGCAGCUAUGAGGUCUUGUUUGAAGGAGCCUCCAUGGCGGGCAAGCAGGUGGAUAAGCGACGCAAGAAGCGGCGCUUUGUUCGGCGAAGAGCUGUUCAAAUGGAAGAGAGAGAGGCUGCGUUGCAAAGCGUGGAGUCCGCAGUCGCAGCAGCAUGUGCUGAGGAUCCAUCCUUAGCAGACGCUGAAUGUGUGAUUUGUGCUGAAUCCUUUGCCGACACGUAUGCAAUGCCGGUGGUCCGGCUGCGUGAAUGUGGGCACAUCUUUCACGGUGCUUGUGUUCAAGACCUCGCCGACCGACGGAAGACCUGUCCGUAUUGCCGAGCACAGGUCAAUUGGAAAUACGUGGAGGAAGUGCAGAUGUUCUCUGCCUCGUCCAACAUGGACGCUUCGUUGCCUGACGACCUUCCGCCUCCUCCUCCUCCACCUGUCUGAAACCCAUGGCAGGAAGUUGAUGCCAGUGUGGCAUCAGCGAACAAAAAGGAGGUUGCUUUGAGAUGCUUUGAGAUGAUGUUGCAACGAUACCAUGUGAAGCUACAUCUUAGCUGUUUGUAGGCAUUGCCAUCAUUUAUUGGUCUUGGC